Triplophysa rosa is the source of this 2775-nucleotide messenger RNA. RefSeq names its product gamma-glutamyltransferase 1a (gene ggt1a). Gene Ontology annotation, biological process: regulation of inflammatory response; regulation of immune system process; glutathione catabolic process. The transcript is spliced from 13 exons. Gene Ontology annotation, cellular component: plasma membrane. Bases 190 to 1914 code for a protein of 574 amino acids. Lineage: Eukaryota; Metazoa; Chordata; Actinopteri; Cypriniformes; Nemacheilidae. Gene Ontology annotation, molecular function: glutathione gamma-glutamate hydrolase. The record is from RefSeq and is a predicted model, not a curated record.
AUCACCAGUUAAGGUUGGGACCUGGUUGAUUUAUAACCUGUACAGUUACAUUUUGAUGAGCAUAGCUUAUAUCUGUCCUCAGUCACCAUCCAAUCUUAUAUUGCCUUGAUAAUCCACUUAGAGAAAACAUAUUUCAGCUUCUGGACCAGAAUUAGGGCUCAUCAUACCAAAUCAUCAUAGCUGAGGAAAAUGGUCAAGAAGUCUCUUGUUGCUGGGAUGCUGGUCUUGCUCGUGGCUGCAUUGGGCUUUUUCCUAGGAGUAUUUUUGGGGGUCAGGAAUAGAAGACUCAUCCCUUCCUCGAACCAUUUCUACUCCAAAGCGGCUGUGGCGGCAGACGCCGGGAAGUGUUCUGAGGUCGGAAGGGACAUUUUGAAGAGGAACGGAUCAGCGGUCGACGCUUCUAUUGCAGCUCUGUUGUGUGUCGGGCUGUUCAAUGCACACAGUAUGGGUAUCGGAGGAGGGCUGUUCUUCACCAUAUAUAAUGCAUCGACAGGAAAGGUGGAGACAAUUGAUGCCAGAGAAACUGCUCCCAUGAAUGCUACAGAGAACAUGUUUGGUAAUAACACUCAGCUUUCGCGGAAAGGAGGAUUGUCUAUAGCCAUACCAGGAGAAAUUCGGGGUUACGAGAUGGCACACAACAGACAUGGGAAACUGCCAUGGAGGGAAUUGUUUCAGCCCAGUAUAGCGUUGGCACGCAAUGGUUUCCCAGUCGGCAGGGCUUUGGCCAAUGCCAUUGCAAAUAACAAGGAAUCAAUUCUGGGGGAUGAGUCAAUGUGUGAAGUUUUUUGUGACAAAAACAAAAACCUCCUGAAGGAAAAUGAUAUUAUUCUUUUCCCCGCACUUGCUGACACCUAUGAGAAGAUAGCAGAAGAGGGGCCGGAUGUUUUUUACAAUGGGACAAUGGCCAAGAACAUAGCAGAUGAUAUCCAGGCUGCAGGAGGGAUCAUAACACUCGAGGACCUCAUGGAAUAUAAGGCAGUGCUGAAUGAGAGCCCGUUGAAAUUAAACGUGGGCGAGUACACCAUCUACGUUCCCGACGCUCCAUCCAGUGGACCUGUGCUUGCGCUCAUUCUCAACAUAGUGGAUGGGUACAACUUCUCAGACAGCAGUGUUUCCACAGCGGAGAAGAAAACUUUGACAUAUCAUCGAAUCGUAGAAGCGUUCCGCUUUGCUUACGCCAAGAGGAGUAAACUAGGAGAUCCGCGUUACCUCAACAUCACUGACCUCAUCCAAAACAUGACCUCCGACUACUUUGCAGACAACAUCAGGAGUAGGAUCACAGAUGACACCACUCAUCCGGACAUCUACUACGAUCCUGAGUACUUUGUACCCGAUGACUCUGGCACGGCUCAUGUGUCAGUCAUAGCGGAAGAUGGGAGCGCAGUGGCAGCCACCAGCACUAUCAACCUCUAUUUUGGCUCUAAAGUGAUGUCACGCUCAACUGGCAUUAUUUUUAAUGACGAGAUGGACGAUUUCAGCUCACCUUAUAUUACAAAUGGCUUUGGGAUUCCUCCUUCACCCAACAACUUCAUUCAGCCAGGUAAAAGACCCCUUUCCUCAAUGUGUCCCACGAUAAUAUUUGACAAACACAACAGAGUCAAAAUGGUGGUUGGGGCCUCAGGUGGGACGAAAAUCACCACGGCAACAGCCCUGGUGAUUCUGAACUCCCUCUUCUUCAACUAUGAUUUAAAGAAAGCCGUCACAGAGCCCAGAGUUCACAAUCAGCUUAACCCCAACAUGACUGUGGUGGAGCAGAACUUUGAGCAGAGCGUUCUUGAUGGUUUGGCUCAGAAGAAUCACAUUACAGAACUUCAGGUGACUCCAGGAGCAGUGGUCCAGGCGGUUGUGCGUCAAGGGGAUCAAAUCUGUGCUGAAUGUGACCCCAGAAAAGGCGGCUAUCCUGCAGGAUACUGAAUGUGCUUUUCACUAUUUGUGGACCUUUGGUGAUUCAGUCAAGAGGAACAUCAAAUAAGCAUAUUCAGAGAUGUAUUGCACACCUAUGAAUAGAAAGUUCACCAAAAGUGAAGACUCUUUAAUUAUUUUUUUACCAUCAUGCCAUUCCGAACUUUGCGGAAUACUAAAUUAUUUUUUGGAAAUGUAUUAAACACUAUAAGCAUACAGUAUGUAUAUGACUAUAUUCUAAACAUCAUAAAACAAGACCCAAUAUUAUGAAAAAAGUCACAGUCGGGUUUGGAAUUGGGGCAAAAGAUGACAGAUUGAUUAUUCCAUUUUUUGUAUGAACUAUAGUCAUUUAAUCUCAACGAUCAACAGACGACAAUGCACAAAUACUCCAUGUAUUUAUUAAAAAAUAUAUAUUUUUAAUGUGAAGAAUGUUUGUUUCACAUAGGCAUUAAUAGUGCCUAUUUCUUACUAAAUGGUACUAAAGUGUCCAUUAUUUUACCAGCCUUAUUUAUUGCUUUUGUGUGUAGAGACGAUGUGAAAUUGACUACUGUAAGUGUAUAUAGAGGAUAUUGGGUACCUGUAUUAUAUCAGUUUUCAUUGUACAGGUUUUUUAUUGUAUAAUAAUGUUUACACGGUCAUUUAUUAAGGCCCUUCCAAAACAAUGUGUAAGUUCAUAUAGAAAAUGCCCAACAGCCACAGGUUUAGUUUUUAUGUAUAUAAUACUUGAAUAACAUUAUAUUGAUGUAGUGGGGCUGUACUUUUCUCAUGGCAGGUAUGUAAAAGAAAAAUGUGUAGAACAUUCUGUUAUAUUUCUAUCAAGGUUAAUGUUUCACUGAUAUGUAUAUAAAGAUGUCAAUAAAGAAAAAUACUGUA